Pleuronectes platessa (European plaice) is the source of this 4519-nucleotide messenger RNA. It is a transcript of the gene gpr146, whose product is annotated as G protein-coupled receptor 146. The transcript is spliced from 2 exons. The record is from RefSeq and is a predicted model, not a curated record. Bases 349 to 1350 code for a protein of 333 amino acids. Gene Ontology annotation, cellular component: membrane. NCBI's taxonomy places the organism in Eukaryota, Metazoa, Chordata, Actinopteri, Pleuronectiformes, Pleuronectidae. Gene Ontology annotation, molecular function: G protein-coupled receptor activity. Gene Ontology annotation, biological process: G protein-coupled receptor signaling pathway.
GAGGGUCACGUGUGUACACAGUGUCGGGCUCCAGCAGUAGUAAAGUCUGCCGCGGCUCUGCCUCCUUUUCACAAGGAGCCUCGUCCGCCGGAAAAGUUGCCGAGCGAAGUGCUCGGAAAUGCGGUGAGACGGACCCGCUUCGUGGAACUCGCCGUGUUGCGGAGGCGACGAGGAGCCGAGGCGCGUGAUUUUCUCAUCUGCAGGAUGUGUGAUUUUGGAAGGAAACGAGCGAGAAAUGCGAGUGGAAACGCUUCGUCCGAACCUGAUGCGCCCGUAGGUUUGUCACCGAGCCAAGUCCGUACGUUCCUGUCGACCUGUUGAGUGCUUGACCUGUGUCAGAGCCCAGCGAUGUGGAUCUGCAUGGUUUACAAUGAGACGGACACUAGCGUGGACUUCCGCCUCUGCCAGGACUUUGGCCUCAUCCUGUCAGUCUUCUCCCUCGUCUACCUCCUGGUGUGCUUUCCACUGGGGCUGUGCUACAAUGUUCUGCUGGUCGUGGUCAACCUCUCCAACAAGGUGUCCAUGACUAUGCCCGAUGUGUAUUUCGUCAACAUGGCCAUCGCGGGCAUCGUGCUCAACCUUGUAGCGCCCGUGGAGCUGCUGAGCUCGACCUUCACCCGCUGGCACUUAUGGGAGUACAACAACGAGGUCUACAUCACCCUGCUCAUCCUCUUCAACAUCUCGUCACUGGUCAUCAUGUAUUCCACCACGCUGCUCAGUCUGGACUACUAUAUAGAGCGAGCGCUGCCUCGCACGUACAUGUCCAGCGUGUAUAACACAAAACAUGUGUGUGGGUUCAUCUGGGGCGGUGCAGUGCUCACCAGCUUCUCCUCGCUGCUCUUUUACGUGUGCAACCACAUCUCCACCAAGAUGGUUGAGUGCUCCAAAAUGCAGAACAAGGAGGCGGCAGACGCCAUCAUGAUGUUCAUCGGCUACGUGGUUCCGGCUGUGGCCGUCCUCUAUGCCUUUGUGCUCAUUUUGCGCAUUAGAAAAGAGACAACGCCUCUGGAUCAGGACUCCGCUCGCUUGGACCCUUCCAUCCACAGGCUGCUGCUAGCCUCAGUCUGUGUGCAGUUUGUACUGUGGACCCCAUACUACAUGACCCUGUUGGUACACACUGUAGCUGGUGCGCCGGGGUACGUAAGCAAUGCACACUACUUACCUACCUAUUACUUCUUGAAAUGUGUGUCCAAACUGCUGGCAUUCUCAAGCAGCUUUGCGAUGCCUCUCAUGUACAGGCAGAUGAACAAAAACUUUUCCAACAAGCUCCAGCGGCUGCUCAGGAGGCUGCACUGUGGAGGCCGCUCUUGCCCUCACGAACGCUCAAACGUGCAGCAAGUGGUGACGUGAGGUCAGCCCCUGGGAGAUCACUGACGCACCCUCCCAUUCCCCUCCCACUUCCACCUCAUGGCCUAGCCGGCACUUAACCCCCACCUGCCCCCACAGAGCCAGUAUCUGACUGCUGUCCCUCGCUGCUCUGGACUGUGUUAAGAGCGACCUAGCUGACUGGGGAAUCGCCUGUCACCUUCCAAAACUGGAUCUGAUAUAUAUCCUCCUCUGCAGUGAGAGGACAAACCAAGCAAAAAACCACUAAGUGCUGUUAUUUCUUGUCACAGAGUGAAGCUCUCCAUUAAGAUAUUCUGGCUUCUAGUUUCAGGGCAGUACUUUCGGCAGAAUCAGCCAAUAACGCAAAGUAUCCUGUUAGCAAGGGACUCCCAAUCACUAUACCUCUGCACUGGGUGUUUUUUUGUGUUAAGUUGUUUUCCUGCUGACAGCGUGCAAGUGUGGCCAAUGCAUGACAGCCUGAAUUUCACUGUUAAGUGACAAUAUGCUAUCAGAUACAGUAUAUUUUUAAAUGUCUUUAGUGUUUCCCUCCAGCAUGAAGCUACCACCCCCCCCCCCACACACACACACACACAAACACACACACACACACACACACACACACACACACAAGCAGAAGCAGUAAAGCUUUAAACUUAAAUUAUGAAGUGACGCCAAUUUGUUUUGUUACUGAAGAGAAAACUCUGCAUUGACGGAUGGCGACUGGUAGCAACCCUCCGCAGCUAAUGAACUUGUGUUGUGUGUCAACAUGGCAAAGCACCGCUCGGCGCUGCUGGUGAAGAGCUCUGUCUACUGCCCUGAAGCUACAGGCCUUGAUCACUUGAAAGAAAAGACAGUUCUACCUUUGCAGAGCUGAAUUCUCCUUUUUACUUAAAUGCGUGGAGAGUGAUUCCUCAUUAUCAGUGCAAAUGCUCUUUACAUUUCAAAGGUGAAGUACAGUUGUUCAUGUACUCUUCAAGAUAUUGUAUCUUCUCUAUUGAUACCAGCACUACCCUGUAGCUAUAAGUAGGCGCUAGUUUGAAGACAUGUUCUCAUUUCAUUUUUUUUUUUUAUAGUUUUGAGUUCUGAGGUUUUGAUCCACUCACAGUCAGAGAGAGAUUAUUCUUGCAUAUGUGAAGCUCCACGUUAUGAAAUAUAUAGUGUACACACCCACACCACUUGGAAGCGACACAUGAAAUGCUCAUAUAAAGCUUGUAUUCAGGUUUCAGACAUAACCGGUAUACCUCUCUGCUGAAAUCACAUCACCUGUUAUCCACGCGCAGCUCAAAUCAACUCAUUUGAUAAAAAGAAAUCCUCUCAUUAGUCUGAGUGGAGAGCCUCAGCCCAGUGUGUGAUUUGUUGAAAUGUGUUUCGCAUCUGCUGGAGCUAUGCAUGCGGUGUCACAUUGGGUCAGUCAAGUCCGCACGGAGUCACAGAGAAGACCCCGAGGAGGCGGUGGAAUGUACAUUCCCUAAAUCGCAUGCCCACUUAUGAGUGGUUGAGAGGUUUUGUCCAGGUGGAAAUGUGUCACCAUAAAAAAAACCCAACAACCUUCACUUAAGUAUGAAAGACUCACCUGCCAAGCACCUAUAAACAGCGUGUUUGACACAGAAGUAGUGUUUGAUCUGUAAAUUCUGCUCAGAUGCAUCAAGGUUAACUGCACGUUUUUUGGCAAAAGCUCCUUUGCUCUGUUGCCGGCCACUAAGUGAACGGACAAUUGUAAUAGAGAUGAAUACCAGUUAUAAAAAUGAACAAUAAAAUGUUGUUCUUGCAUUAUGAGGUCUGCGCAUUUAGUUUAUUCACUGGUAAAUCCCUCUCUAACACUCAAUGAUAAUCACUUAUAUAUGUAAAAGGUUGAACUUUACAAACAACUGGCUUUGACUGUUAAAUGCAAUGGAUUUCAAAGUAAUUUAAAGCUUCAUAGACAUGUGCAGUUAUUAUUAAGAUUAUAAUAUAACUUUACAUUUACACAUACUCACAAACCAGGAAUAUUUUGCUUCUAGGAAUGUGGUAUGAAACAGUGUCCAACAAUUGACUCUCGCUUCAAAGCUCCACCAUCACUUAUGUGUAUCUGCAAUCAGCCAGUAGGAAGUGAGUGUUUGUUUUCAACUGAAACCGUGUGUUUACUUUAAGCGCUUCAGUAUCUGCUGCCCCCAUUUCUAAAGAAAAUGACAUAUUUUGACUCAGUUAAUCAUUAUUUAGCCUCCGUUCAAAGUCCUGAUGCUCACUAUUUAUUUAAGACUGGGAGUCAAAACAGCACUAUGUCAAAUGAUGAGUGGUGUGAAAUGUGGAGAAGGUGGUGUCCAGACAUGUCCACGUUGUUUUUACCAAAAAUUCAACUAAUACUUAAUCAGUAGGUCACACACUGACACUUGAAUUACAGCGGACAGAAUCAAAUGUUUCCUAUAAUAUCAUUAUUUGAUCCUUUGGUGUUUUUCUGCAGAUAAAAUUGACAAACUUGAUGUCAAUUUGCCUUUAAUUUCAUGACAAUGCAUCGAAGUCGAAACAUUGGAAAUAUAGUUAUUUUGAUUUCAAAAUAUUUUUAGGCUUCUGUAUCUUUUAAUCUAGGUCAGAAUUUGCAUUUGUGACAAUCAUGGGGAUUUUAAAUCGAUGUAAAGUGUUAGGACCAUUUAACUUCAUCAUGUUUACUGCACUACCUUGACUCAAAUUACACAAAAACCUUAAUGAAAUAUCGAAAUGAUCGGUCUCGGUAAUAAUUAUCAGCCACCAUAAAUUGACUAACUGCACCAUCUUCACAACUGACAAGUAAAGCUUGAUCAAAGUGGGUUUGGAAUCACACGAGUGCUCUGUCUGUCUGGGUUCGGUUUCUUAUUUCAGAGGGGCCAUAUACACUCACAUCAUUGCAAAGAAAUGUGAGUGAUUACCACUGAGCUCAGUUGAAUAGCGGAAACAGGCCGAACAGUUUGAGUUUUUUCGAAUGUAUGCAGAUGUAUUUUAGCUGGCAAAGCCUCAGAAGUCGAGUUGAAUCCACUUUUCAGAUGUGAUGCUUUUUACGACUGUGUAUGCAAGUGUAAAUGUCAUGUGUAUAUAUGUUGUAUGUGAGAGAUUUACAGGAAGACGACACGCUCUUUCAAGUAAAAAAAAGCAUACAGUAUUAUUUUUUUGAGAGAUAUAUUUAGAUUCUGUAAGUAAUCUACCCAACUGAGUCAAAGACUGAAUAAACAAUAAACUAACA